Microstroma glucosiphilum is the source of this 1596-nucleotide messenger RNA. RefSeq lists its product as hypothetical. Bases 138 to 1589 code for a protein of 483 amino acids. Gene Ontology annotation, molecular function: protein binding. The record is from RefSeq and is a predicted model, not a curated record. NCBI's taxonomy places the organism in Eukaryota, Fungi, Basidiomycota, Exobasidiomycetes, Microstromatales, Microstromataceae. The transcript has 2 exons.
GCUCGUACUCUACUCUACCAUCUCUGUAGUCUCUGUCUUUACCGCGCACCCGUCCCUUUCGCUUUCUGUCAUCGUCUCUCCGUACCUCGUAUACCCAUCCCCAUUCCUCAUCUAAUACCGUUGGCCUGAGUACCGCAAUGGCCUCAGUGCCAUCCACAUCGUCACACAGUACGCCAACCUCUUUGGCUUCUAAGGCAGAGCGACUUUCGAUCUCACAAGACAAGCACGCGCCCUUGUCUGAGGCUAAAUCUGAGCAACACACCUCACCUACCGAGGGCACUGCUUCUGCUUCCGACGCAUCGUCAUCGACUCAUACCGGCUCAGACGAGAGCUCGGCCGCGUCACAGCAGACUGAUGCAACAAACAUGCUCAGCGAUGCACAUAUCGAAGCUGCUCCGGGAGAAGCGUCCAGUGCAACGGCAAGUGAACAGAAGAAUCAGAAUCAGAGCAGAAGGAGCAGUGAAGGCGGUCCUUUGCUCCCGGCCCCAGAGACUGCCGGACAGAUGGAGGAAUACCCUACGCCCUCGGGCGCACUACUGCCGCCUCCGGAAGGGGAGAGAUCUGUCUUGGCUGCCCUAUCUGGCUCUACCCUCAAGGUCAGACGCGGUAGUAUAGAAGUGGGAGAAGGUUCUGCUACAAGAGACGCCGAGGAAGUCUCACAUUCGGCGCCUGUACAUCCUGGAGGGUCCAAGACCGUGAACGCGGCAGGUGGCCCCACGAGUGCAGCUGUGGGAACCUUCAAGGCUGAUGAUCCCGCGGGAACUGAAGCGAGCUCAGACUCGACUCAACCGCCCACUGCACUCUCGUCAGGCGAGCAGAGCCAGCAGUCGGUCGCCUCGGGUAGCUUGCUCCAGCGCUCAGAGCAGGGGCGGUCGACGGAUACUAUGUGCCGAUCAAGCUCAUCUGCAGGAGAGGCUUCUUCGGCAAAUUCUCGCAGACCACAUUCUCCGAGACAUCGAGGGCACGAGUCGCAAGGUUCUGCCUCGUCUCACCUUUUCGAAGAGGAACAACAUACUCUAGCACCAAGCAGCGAUGUCCGUCCGGCAAGCUUUGAAGGCGCGGCAUUUGUACCGAUCAAGGUCAAGGACUUUGCUUUCCCCGAGGCAGAUCCUCGACAUGUGGGCGCCAGGGAUGUGAGCUUGGGCGCUCCUACCUCGAAGGGCCAUCCCUUUAUACACAGGAAGCCCAGAGAAGAAGACUGGGACGAGAGCGACGCUGAUAGUAGUGGAGUGAGCUUGGGCAAUCAAGGACGGUGGAGGGGCGGUGCAGGCGACGACUGGGGACCCGGCGUCAGCUACGACGAGGACGAGGAGGAGUUCGAAGGUGACCACGGGAGGAGAGGAUCUGGUGGCAGCGGUCAAGAGCAGUACGAUGCAGAGGUCGAGGAGGGUGAGCCAGGUACGCAGCCAGGGCUGUACGAAGUCAUCUACGACUUUGGUGCCGAGUCUGAGCACGAGCUCUCGGUCAGUACGGGCGAUCGUGUGAGAGUUGUGGCUUCAGUUGAUGGCGGCUGGGCCGUGGGCAUCAGGGAAGGGGACGGAAAGGAAGGGCUGGUGCCCGAGGGCUACCUAGUGUGGGUCAGUGCGUAGACAUGGG